GGGGAAAGCAGACUUUGUUGAAACAGGAAGUUCAUUGAGAACCUGGUGAUCAGCACAGCGGUCAUGCUGGGUUGUCUGUCACACAGUUACACGUGAUCUUCCUUCUUUCCUUCCAAAAGUUCACAUCCUUUUCUUCCCUGUGAUCAUCCAGCAGUGCUUCCCUUGAAGCAGUGCAUCGAUUGCAACCUUUUUUUUCUCGAUUGUUUUUUCUUUAAAGGCACCUCUGAAUGUGUGUGCGUCUGUUUGUGUGCGUGUGCUGUAAAGUGUAACUGUAGCCCGGUCAUCCAUGCUGGCCGGCGCCCAGAGCAGAGAGAGUCUCCCUCGCUCUGCCCUCCGGCCUCGGGCGCCCGGAGAGGAAACGCCUCCUGCGUGGAGCUGACAGGGAGCAUUAAGGCGAGGGAUGCGGGUUCACUUGCCCUGUGUAGGGGCUUAGCACCGGGGCUAAGCUGAGGGACUAAUAGCAAAGCCAGCCCUGCUCCAGCCGCCCUCCGAGGGCAUUUGGGAGCCAUCUGGCCACACUCGGUGGCAGAAGCCAACAACAAAAGAGGGGGCAGACCGUUCGCAGCGAGCGACGGACUGAAAGGUGAAGAACAUUCGCUCAGAAGAUACGGCAGCCAGGAGAGGCGGAGAAGGAUACGAGAAGUUGAGAAGGAGGAGGAGAGUGUUAACGCUAACGACUGAGAAACAGAGGACAUGUCUGAUAUGGAGGAGCUGCAGGGACCGGAGGCGGGCCCCAACGUCACACUCACCCUGAGGCUCUUAAUGCACGGGAAGGAAGUGGGCAGCAUCAUUGGAAAGAAAGGAGAAACGGUGAAGAAGAUGAGAGAGGAGAGUGGAGCUCGCAUCAACAUCUCUGAAGGGUCGUCCCCGGAGAGGAUCGUCACCAUCACAGGCCCCACUGAGGGCCUCUUCAGGGCCUUCUCCAUGAUCGCCGAGAGGUUCGAGGAGGAUAUUACUGCGGCGAUGACAAACAGCAAUGUGACGAGCAAGCCGCCUGUCACCCUGCGCUUGGUGAUCCCUGGGAGUCAGUGCGGCUCGCUGAUUGGCAAAGGAGGCUCCAAGAUCAAGGAGAUCAGAGAGACCACGGGUGCCCAGGUGCAAGUGGCAGGAGACAUGCUGCCCGACUCAACAGAGAGGGCUGUCACCAUCUCCGGGGCUCCGCAGGCCAUCACCCAGUGUGUGCGACACAUCUGCUCCGUCAUGCUGGAGUCACCCCCAAAGGGAGCUACUAUUCCAUACCGUCCUAAGGGGCUGGCUGGAGGCCAUGCGGUACUAUCUCAGCAGCACGGCGCACCAGCGUUCGCCAUCCCAGGUCAUCCGGGGCAGUAUGCCUUCCCCCAUCAAGAUUUGACCAAGCUUCACCAGUUGGCUAUGCAGCAUAUCCCCCUCCCCUCCCUUGGGCAGAGCAACCCUACCUUCCCUGGAUUCGAUGCUUCCGCCCCGACUAGUUCACAGGAGCUGGCCAUACCGAACGAUUUCAUUGGCUGCAUAAUCGGAAGACAAGGCAGCAAGAUCAAUGAGAUCCGCCAGGUCUCUGGAGCCCACAUUAAGAUAGCCAGCACAUCUGAUGGCUCACCCAUGCGGCAAGUCACGAUCACGGGCUCCCCGACCAGCAUCAGUGUGGCUCAGUAUCUGAUCAACGCCAGCUUAGAGAUGGCUAAGUACACCAUGCAGGCCGCCUCGUCCAUGGCCCCGAUGGACCUCAACAUGAGCUUCCCCCAGGGUGCCCAGGUGGCCGUCUCCUCGCCUAGCUCCAUGGCCAUGCUGGGCGCGCCGCCCUCCUCGGCCCUUAGCGUCCACUCCCCCUCCGCGCUCGCCGCCAUGCAGGGCCAGCACUACGCGCUGCCCGUGUCCAGCCUGCUCGGCAUGAAGUCCCUCCCCGUGCUCACCAUGCACCCGGCCGCUGCCUCCAGCCUAGCCCAGAGCCUCUCCCACUACACGGCUAAGAUGCCUAAGUCUGAAAGGCAGAAGUUUGCGCCCUAUUAAUUGUUAGCCAUGGAUUGUUGGGGGGGGG
Messenger RNA from Gadus morhua (Atlantic cod), 2014 nucleotides. RefSeq names its product PCBP_like_KH domain-containing protein. Gene Ontology annotation, molecular function: RNA binding. The transcript has 13 exons. Bases 694 to 1986 code for a protein of 430 amino acids. NCBI's taxonomy places the organism in Eukaryota, Metazoa, Chordata, Actinopteri, Gadiformes, Gadidae. The record is from RefSeq and is a predicted model, not a curated record.